Messenger RNA from Nilaparvata lugens (brown planthopper), 5767 nucleotides. RefSeq names its product cysteine-rich motor neuron 1 protein. The record is from RefSeq and is a predicted model, not a curated record. Bases 1 to 1539 code for a protein of 512 amino acids. NCBI's taxonomy places the organism in Eukaryota, Metazoa, Arthropoda, Insecta, Hemiptera, Delphacidae. The transcript has 10 exons. Gene Ontology annotation, molecular function: serine-type endopeptidase inhibitor activity; protein binding.
AUGUCGUUACCCGGCGAGUGCUGUCCUGUCUGCGACGAAUCUUCUGUUGUAACACUGCCCCCAAACUGCCAAGCAUUCAACUGCACACUGAGAUGUGUCCACGGCUUCGUUCGAGACAAUGAGGGCUGCUUCACUUGUCAAUGUCAGCAAGACGAAUGCCGACUGGAGUGUCGACACGGCUACGUGAAGGACAAGCAGGGCAACAAGCUGUGCGAGUGCGCCGACCCGGGCGCAGGCGGCCACCAAUGCCCCAGCAUGGCCGGUUGCCGCAAGACGUGCGCCCAUGGCUUCAGGCGCAACAAGGCCGGCUGUCCCAUCUGCAAGUGCGACUCGUGCAAGCCACUCGACGACUGCGUCAAGACGUGUGCGCACGGAUUCGCCAACAACACCAACGGCUGUCCUGUCUGCAAGUGCUUGCCAUCACCGGAUUCCAGUAUACAGAGUACUGCAGUAAACGCAGAGGGAAAGUCGUACUGUUUUCAUCUUGAGGACGACACGGUGCAUGAGGACGGCGAGGUGUGGUUCGACGGCUGCCGACAUUGCUACUGCCGCGAUGGCACUGAACUAUGCUCCCCCCUCCUCUGCCCGCCCCUCAACUGCUCCACGCACCUCCUCAACACAACCGGCUGCUGUCCCACCUGUCCAGGCGAAGAGGUGUCUUUGAAGAAGCACGUGGUGUGUGGAGAGGGAGGCCAUGUGGAGGGAGAUGAGUGGCACCUGGGCGCAGGCGUGGAUUGCCUCUGCCAGGACGGGCGCACCUAUUGCCAUGCGCCUGAAUGCCCGCCUGCGCCCUGCGACUAUCAGGCGCUACAAACCUCCGAUUUCGGAUGCGCGCACUGCUCCACAAACGCGUCGCUCAAGUUAACGAAAACAUGCGCGUUGCACCCGACUGAGGCGGUGUGGCGGGAGAGCGCGUGCGUGAGCUGUGCGUGCAACAAUGGUCGACCAAUCUGCUUCGAGGAGACGUGCACCAAUGCAGCGAGGCACUGCAAGCAUUUGCUGCACAUCAAGGGCCGCUGCUGCCCCGUCUGCCUCGACGCAGAUCUCCCCACAGCAGCACCAACCACAAUGCAGACAUUGACGCCCAAUCAGGCAGGCUGCAAGGUUACGGCCGGUAACGGCACCGCAACACUCUAUAAUCCAGGAGAGGUGUGGGCCAUCAGCGAUUGCGUCAGGUGUGAGUGCUUGGAUGUGGGUCAGACGCUGUGCACCAAAGAGGUUUGCCCGUUCUCGUGCGCCGGCGCUGUCAAAACGCCAGGCAAAUGCUGUCCUGUGUGUCCCACCAAUUCAGAAGGAGGCUCGAUGAAAGACGGCAGCCGAGGCGCUGUUUUCAUAGUGGUCGUGUCGCUGAUUGCGUGCACAAUGCUGGUGCUGGUCUACCUGGUUGGCCGACAGUGUCGGAUGCGCCGACAAGUCAAGUUGUCCGCCUACGGUUGUCCGCCCCCGCAGUACCACCAGUACAAGAUUGUCACCGCCUUUGAAGCCGCGCAGGCGCCCAGCAUACGCACCACCGACAAAUCGGCGCUCUCUCCGGUCUAAAUGACUAUUUACAAAUUUGGCGCGCUAUUCUCUCAUUGGCUGGCUGCUUGCCGCUCUGUCGCCAAUCGCAACUAACUGACGCUCGGUCGAAAUCACGGCGUGAAGAGAAACACACAUAACUAUACAGCAAAGUCUAUAGAUAUAUCUAUAUUUAUAUAUAGAUGUAGCUAUAGAUUUAUAUAGUACCUAUAUUAUCUGUGGUAGAAGAAUGUGAAAACAUAUAAUUCAGAUGUGAUACAGAUACACAAUGUAAUACACGUAAUAUUCAGCAAACGGUAAAGAAAAUAUAGCAGAUUGAUGUUCUAUCUAUGGUAGAAGAAUAUAUUUAUAUUGUGGUCAAAAUACAGAUAAAUUAUACCAAAUGCUGAAAAAUAUAUAGGAAACUGCUGUAUUAUCUGUAGUAGAAGAAUGUAUUUAUUCUGUGGUCAAAAUACAGAUAAUAUAUAGCAAAUUCUGAAGAAAAUGAAGCAGAUCGCUACUGUAUUAUCUGUGGUAGUGAAAGGUAUUCACACUGUCGUCAAAAUACAUAUAUAUAUAUAAAGCUAAUGCUAACAUAUAGCAGAUUGUUGUAUUAAUUGUGGUAUAAGAAUCUAUUAUACUGUGGUCGAGAUAAUGUUGUGAUGAACCGUUUUGGUUGUUUGACUUAUAUAAAACUGACAACAUCCUGUUCUUCCGUGUUUUUACUAGAUGUAAUAUCUUAUAUCGACUCGUCUGGUUCAGUGUUUUUCAAGUGUUAGAAAUAUAUUUGAUAUGAUGAUGGAGUUUUCACUAUCUUAUUUUUCAAAUUCACGAGCCAAAUAUUUUGCUUCAUUGCAAACAAAAAUCAUAGUCAAAUAAUGAUCUUAAUUGGGAUUGCAAAAAAGUCUAGCUAGAGCAAGGAUAUCCCCAAAAACCGAUCAAUACAAAGUAUAAUAGUAUGACUCUGAUGAAUUAUGUGAAUGAUUCAGAAUAAUUCGUCGAGAGUGCAAGUUUUAUAGUAAAGUAAUUCUUGAGAAUCGUCUUUAACAAAUAAAGUUUUAUCCUCAAAUAGAAUAUUUGGCUAAUGGGAUUGAGCCAGAUUUGAUAAAACAACUGAAAUGUGAAUUUGAAGAUGCCAUAAUAUAAGUGAAUACUCCAAAAUUUAUAAAAGAAAUAUUUUUAAAAUAAUUAACGACUAGGAAUAAAAUACAACAUUAUUCUGACUCCAGGCGAUAGUCAGUGGAUGCGUUUGAAUCGUUGUAUUUACGUUAUGAGAUAGUUGAUUUUUUUAGCUAAAUUCUGAAGCUACAAUAAACUGGUAGAUAUUUAUUGAGAUUUAAGGAGAAAUCCAGUGGGUAUUUAAGUUGAUGAAUGUUCAGAUUGAUAAUAAAAAUAAUAGUAGGCUAAUGAUUUUAAUUUUUAUCGAAUUAUCAUAGUAAGUGUCAUAGCUACUUUCUUUCCAUAGAAUAUUAAUAAUGUAAUCAAUUUGACUUAAAUCCAUAUCCUAUUAUUAUAAUGUGCAUCCACUGAUUACUAUUGUUAAGCCUGGAUAAUGUUGUUUUGUGUGGGAGAUAAUGUCAUACUUUUGUUGUUGAUGCUAUAAAUUAUCACUUUUGUAUUGGAAAUGAAGGUUGGUUCUAUAAUAUAUAGUAUUAUGUAUUAUGUUGUAUUAUGUUAUCCUCUCCUUCAUCAAAAUGUUCUUAAAAUAAUGGAUAAGUGAUACUUUUUUGCAUAUUUAUUAGUUCAAAACUGAAAUUAACAAACAAUUUGAACAAAUAAAGCAUUCUUAGCAUCAAUUUUGUUAUAAUAAUUCAUAAUUUAAUUUCUGUUUCACUUGAUGCAUCAUUAGUUGUUAAUAUAUGAUCAAAAAACAUUUUGCACAAACCUUUUGCACAGUGUGUGAGUGGGAUACUAAUUGACGACAAGAGCACAUGAGCUCUAGGCUUGUGCGUGGGCAAUUCGACGGAUGAUGAGAGUUCAGAAAUGUGCAACUCGUGAAAAAAAUAAUCCACACUUGGACUUUCCAUUUGAAAUGGUUUCUUCUGAUGAUUGCAGCUAUUACAGUGAUGGCUUUGUAAAAGUUGCUGAUCGUAAAUUGUAAUGAUGUUUUCGAAUGACUGUAUCAAGUUAAUGUUAUUAUGGAUGUCGUGUUCUUAUAUUGAAAUAAAUCAACACGAGAAUCAUAUUCCUUCUAAUUCAAUAUUUGUCUUAUGGUUGAGUGUGUCUACUUAUACCUUGUACAUAAUCAAGAUGUAUAAUCAAUUUUAUUGGAGUUUGUGCAUAAUCACAACAUUUCGUUUGUUGAUAUACGAAUAUCAUUGAAACGAAUACAAGACAAGGGAAAGAAUCAAUUUGAUUGGCUGUGAAUAAUUUUUGAAAAGCUCUUGUACUCUAUUAUGUAACUGUUUCCAUUGUACUAGAAUAAUUCGAAGAACAAUUUCUGAGAAUUUUAUUGCUUAUUUCGUCUGAUGAUUUUCAUUGCAUUCUAUCUUAUGUUCUUCCAUUAAUAAAAUGAUGGAAUGAUUGUCAUUAAAAUCGUCGAUUUCAAUCUACUAAUUCAAUAGACUUAACUGACUUAUUUAUUAUAUUAUUGAUUAUUAUUAUUUUACACUGAAGAAUAUUAGACUCUGACUGGAACUGUGUACCAAUUUACCAUAAAAGUAGUUUAUUGGAAUACAUUUUUAAAACUUUUCAAAACCAGGUAAACUAUCAUAUUCAAAUAAGGGCGAAUAAUACUAUUAAGAGAGUAAAUUCUUUUCAACGACCUUGCAAAAUCUAUCUUAAAGUUUCUGAUAGAGAAAUAGUAUUUUGUAAUUAUUUGACUUUUGAAUUGAGUAUUAAAUACCUAAAAAAAAUAUUCUUAAAUUGAAUUCCAGGAAUCAUAUUCAAUUGAAACCCUUCAAUGUAUUCUAUUGUAUGUAAUCUAUCAAUUACAUUCAGUAACUUACCGUAUGAGUGUGAAAUUAAAAAUUCUUAGAAUCGGAUUUGUUUCUAUUAAAUGUUUUUUUUUUAAUUUAGAAAAUUUGCAGCAAUGAUAAUAAUUUUGUUUUGCGAAUAUAGAUUGAAUUUUUGAAUCAUUAGAAACUUUUGGUGGUGAUACUUUACAGUAUUUUAGAAGUUCAUUUCUACUUGAUAAAGUUACUUUAAUUUUUGAAAAGUGUAUUUAUCCAAUACAGUAUUCAACUCAUAGAGGAAGUAAUAAAACUAUAAUAAUAUUGAUAAAUUGUAUUUUAUAAGGUACACUGCAAUCAAUAAUCCAUAAAUUGACUAGAAAAAAUUCAAAUGCAUAAUGACUCCCUUAAAAAUCAAAAUCUGAGAAAACUUUGAAGUCUUCAAGAAGAGCAAAAUUCGUUAGAUUGGAAUAAUAAAUUGUGUUGUUAAAAUUGAGAAUUUACUAUAAACCACUAAAUUUUGUAGAUUUUUAUUUCAAUCUAUCUUAUGGGUGUUAUUAGAAUCUGUAUGACAAUAUUACAAUUUAGAUAGCCUAGUCUGGGUGGAAUGUUCUACUGUAAAUAAUUAUUUUAUGGUUUUUAAUAUUUUUCCGUUUCAUAUUUUAUUACAGUUGUUAGAUUCAGAACUUGAUUGUUGUAAUGGAAUGAGAGCAUAGAUUGAUCAGCCAUCAUCGUUCUUCCUCCUCCUCAUACAUAUUCGAUAUAAAAAUAUAUUGUACAUAUUUCUUGGUGUGUUAGUUAUUACUGUUUAUACGUAUUAUUCUGAGAUUACAGAACAAAAAUGGUAUAUCAUGCAUUCUCUGUGAUCGAUGGUUUAGUAAAUAGUACACAAUCUGCGAACAUUAUGAGUAUUGAGUGUCACUCAUAAGUUGAUGUAAAUAUGGUUAUUAUCUUGCGUCAAAACAUUUAAACUAAGAAUUGUUGACGUUUUUAGUAUGUAAAUAAUAAUUAUAUUUUUUGUAUCAUUCUUAUAAGUAAUAUGUUUUUGAUUUAUCAAUACAUGAUUUUAUGAUUAAUAUCUGUAUGUUUUGAAUCUUACCCUACGCAAUAUAACUCUUAUAUUCUGUGUAUUGUAAAUUUGUAUAUAGUGAUGAUGCAUAAAUUGAUUGUAUUUUCUGAAAUGUUGAUUAUAUUUAUAUAAAAGAACGCAUUACGGAAGUAUGUAGCUGUAUAUAAUUUAUUAAUCAAUAAUAUUAUUAUUACGGUAACUAUUAUUGGAAUAAUAAUAAAUCUUGGUUGUACAGUUAUUUGAAUAAGUUUGUCUAAACACUAAUAGAGUUUGUGUUUGUAAUAAAGUGAACUAUUUGGCAAUUUGUAAA